Messenger RNA from Penaeus indicus, 3068 nucleotides. RefSeq names its product tubulin alpha-1D chain. Gene Ontology annotation, molecular function: GTP binding; structural constituent of cytoskeleton. The record is from RefSeq and is a predicted model, not a curated record. Lineage: Eukaryota; Metazoa; Arthropoda; Malacostraca; Decapoda; Penaeidae. Bases 100 to 1458 code for a protein of 452 amino acids. The transcript is spliced from 9 exons. Gene Ontology annotation, biological process: microtubule cytoskeleton organization; mitotic cell cycle. Gene Ontology annotation, cellular component: cytoplasm; microtubule.
CCAGACACGAGUUGGAGAGCGUUCGGGAGGCCCCUUGUCCACCUCCUGUGAAUCCUAUCCUCUGUGUUGUGAUCGACAUCCUAGACUUUCCGAAGCAAAAUGCGUGAGUGUAUCAGCAUCCACGUGGGCCAGGCCGGCGUCCAGAUCGGUAAUGCCUGCUGGGAGCUUUACUGCCUGGAGCAUGGCAUCCAGCCCGACGGCCAGAUGCCCUCCGACAAGACCGUGGGCAGCGGCGACGACUCCUUCAACACCUUCUUCAGCGAGACCGGUUCCGGGAAGCACGUGCCCAGGGCCGUCUUCGUCGACCUGGAGCCCUCGGUUAUCGACGAGGUGCGGACUGGGACCUACCGCGCCCUCUUCCACCCCGAACAGCUGAUUACAGGCAAGGAGGACGCCGCUAACAACUACGCCCGCGGUCACUACACCAUUGGCAAGGAGAUCGUCGAUGUGGUACUCGAAAAGGUGCGGAAGUUGGCCGACCAGUGCACAGGCCUCCAAGGCUUCCUGAUCUUCCACUCGUUCGGCGGCGGCACUGGCUCCGGCUUCACCUCCCUGCUGAUGGAGAGGCUCUCGGUCGACUACGGCAAGAAGAGCAAGCUGGAGUUCGCCAUCUACCCCGCGCCUCAGGUCGCCACCGCCGUCGUGGAGCCCUACAACUCCAUCCUGACGACCCACACCACCCUGGAGCACUCCGACUGCGCCUUCAUGGUCGACAACGAAGCCAUCUACGACAUCUGCCGCAGGAACCUGGACAUCGAACGUCCCACCUACACUAACCUGAACCGACUGAUUGGUCAGAUCGUGUCAUCAAUCACCGCUUCUCUCAGGUUCGACGGCGCCCUUAACGUGGACCUGACGGAGUUCCAGACCAACCUGGUGCCCUACCCCAGGAUCCACUUCCCCCUGGUCACCUACGCCCCCGUCAUCUCCGCAGAAAAGGCCUACCACGAGCAGCUCUCCGUAGCCGAGAUCACCAACGCUUGCUUCGAGCCUGCUAACCAGAUGGUGAAAUGCGACCCACGUCACGGCAAGUACAUGGCCUGCUGUCUCCUGUACCGAGGUGAUGUUGUACCCAAGGACGUGAACGCUGCCAUUGCCGCCAUUAAGACCAAGAGGACCAUCCAGUUUGUGGACUGGUGCCCUACAGGUUUCAAGGUGGGCAUCAACUACCAGCCUCCCACAGUGGUGCCCGGCGGUGACUUGGCCAAGGUAGCUCGUGCUGUAUGCAUGCUGUCCAACACCACCGCCAUCGCUGAGGCCUGGGCACGUCUCGACCACAAGUUCGACCUUAUGUAUGCCAAGAGGGCUUUCGUGCACUGGUACGUCGGCGAGGGCAUGGAGGAAGGCGAGUUCUCCGAGGCCCGUGAGGACUUGGCCGCUCUCGAGAAGGACUACGAAGAGGUCGGCCUCGACUCCGCUGAGGGCGAGGGCGAAGAGGAAGAAGGCCAGGAGUAUUAAAAAUAAGAAAUCAAAAACAAAACAAAGCAAACAAAAAACCCAAAAAAUAAGCAUAAAAGAAGAUCAACAAUAAAUGAAUAAAAAAAAAUAAAAAUAAACGAUAAUAGCAAAAAGACAAAGCGACUCCACCUCCUCCUCCAAAAAGUCAAGUCGGCUCUCGAGGGCGUUCUUGAGGCUACUACUACAGCUGACGUUGAGGGACCGCCCAGGAUGCUGAUCAACUUGCGCCACCCGGUGAAAAUAACGCGACUGGAGACUUUUUCCUUCUUGGGACUCUAUUUUUUUUCUUACACGACGAAGAAUUAGAAGAAUUAAAGACGAAGAGAUGAAAAUAACGGAAAAAAAUUCUGAGGACUCUAAACGACGGUGAAAAAUUUGGAACGAAAACCAAAAAACAAACAAACAUGAAGUGAAUAUUGCCUAGUGACAUACCGACGAUGAUAUAAAAAAAAGAUCAAAAGAAGACAUAAAAGGGAGAGAGUGAAGCAGAAGAACAAUAAAACAGGAAAAUAUGAACCAACCACAACAGACUUACGAGAGAAUUCUGUGGCGUCACUUCCAUAACAGCGAAGACAAGCGGCAAAAUUAACUCCGUAGAGACCGCCGGCUCCUUCUCCUUUUAUUCUCGCAACUCGAACGCCAAAGAGGAAUUUUCGGAGGCAGCUGGAAGGUCGAUGGGAGUGCUCUUACCUUCCCUCAAGUGACGUCUUAGAAUUGCUAAAAAAAAAAAAAAAAAAAAGGACGCACACUUAAUCAUUUCCACUUUUUUCAAAUUCUUCGACACCUGACUGGACAUUACUUUUACACUCCGCCUAUCUUAUAAUAGCCUAAUAAUAUCCGUAUAUAAUUACGUCGAAGUGAUUGCUGUCAAAUUUGCAUUAGAUUGCUUGGAUAAAUUCGCAUUCUCCUUCCCUCUCACGUGGUCGUAUUAGGGAGGACUGAUGCAAAAGAUCAUAAUAUUUUCUCGUGUUUUUCUAUUAAAAGCAAAUAUAUACGAAAUAUAUCCCAAAGCAUUUACUUAGCUAAAACGAUCAAAUAACCGCAUUAUAUGUGUCCUAUCUAAUAUCUAUUCCAAAAGGCAUAUUUAUUACAUACAUGCUCCUUAGGAUUUUGAGACUCCAGACGUACCAUCUUUAAAAAAACAACAGCAUUUGUGCCAAAUUAUACCCCAAAGUAUUUACCAUUGACCUUAGACAAUAAUGAUAAACACCCGAAAAUCACCUAUUCAUGUAAAACGAAACAUACGAAACGAAAGUGAGAACCAAAUAUACGUAAAAGAAAAGUGCCAAAGAACAAUAGAAAAGAAAAACAACAGAUUAAAGCAAGUGCCAAAACGAAGACCGAAUAACGAAUACUGAAAAUAAGGAUACCUACCUGUUCAUCUACGACUCGAACUCAUCUCUCGACACUCGACUCUCCAACACAGGACGAUCCAUGACGUCACCGCGUGUCGAAUCUUCAAGGCCUGUGACGUCAUCAAGUCAAAGGUCCCCCCAACCCCCCAGCACAACCCUCUCCACCCCCCGGGCACCAAGACGCUCCGGCAGUAAAUGAGCAACUCAAACUGUCAACCAAAACAGUGGCAAACAAUAAAACAAACAAAAACAUGA